AUGGAGCGCGACGGGGCCGAACUCGGGGCUGAUGCCAAGACUGCACCCACGAGUAACCGUUUCACCUCACCGCUUGUUAUCAACAGCGUAUCGCGGAGAAAUAGUUUAUUCGCACGACCGACCAUGACCGACGGCAAUGCGCGGCCGAUGAGCGUGGCCUCAGCCUCCGACGGCAAUGCCGCAUCGCCGAAUAACACUCGAAUUCCCCGUCCUACGUCCCAACGGCGGCCCUUUUCUAUCUCGGACGCUUAUCGGAUGGCCGAGGAGGAAGAGGCUGCCCAGGGCUCGCCCAGCCCGGCGCCCAGGUCGUGGCGGUCCGCCGGGAAGAAGCUACAGAAGCCGAGGAGCCCCAGCACAUCCAUUCUACUGCAGAGGAAGGCCUCAAGUAGCGUCAAGCCUUUGGAAACGGGCAAUGGCGACGGCGGUGGCGAUAGUAACGGCGAACGUCCUGUUUCAUCGCAGCAAAGCGACAAUUCGGACAGCACCUUCGACGAGAAACUCCGGCAAUUUGAAAGAGACCACGGCACCCCGGAGGACCCUAGCCGUGUCGGGGGCGCGGCCGGCUUGCUCUCUCGUUCCAGGAUUGGCAGUAGGAUUGUCGAGUCUGGGAAGGAACUUUUGUCGCGGAAAUCGAGUCGCAACAGCCUGGAUGGAUCUUCGUCACCACGGUCUACCAAGGGCGUAGGGCCCAGCCCGUCGUUUCUGCGUCGGUUGUCGAUUAGAAAGCGAGAAUCGAGCGACAUUUCUUCACUCGCCCGAGAGCCGCAUGAGUGGAUGAAACGGGAUGAGAACGCGCCUCUACAACCAAGCCCCACCCCUCCUAGGCGGCCCGCGACCGCUCUGUCAGGCUCUCAGACCCCCGACAGGAGUUUUGUCUGGCAGACCGAUGCCGACUUUACCGCCGGCGACCUGCAGGUCUCGAACAGCCCCCCUGUGGCCAUUGGCCGCAAAAACACCAAAAUCGAUGAAAUCCGCGCCUUGGAAGCCGAAGUGAAUGAACGAUUCUCUCAAGGCCCCAACAACCGCCAAUCGGAGAUCAACUCUUUCCAGCAAGAGACACGACAGGAGACUGGGUUCCAAGCCGGUCUCGAAAGGCGCGAUAGUGCCAUUGCCGCUACGGAAGACGUAAAGUCGGAGGAUGAAGGUAGAUCGAGCCCCCCAUCCCGCCCGGUCAGCCGUGCAGGCGUAAGGCUGGACGAGCUUAGGUCACGCGAAAUCGAGAGUCUUUCUAGGAGAGCCCUUGCCACCGCUAGGCUUGAUGAGUUUCGUGGGAGGAACAUUGGGGUCUCGCGAUCUCCGUCCCCGGAUGUUGCGCGGAGAUCCGGCCAAGAACCGGUGCGGGCUUUUUCUCCAUUACGCGAAAGACUGAGGAGGCAGAUGAACGAAGCUCCAGUGUCCGAGACACCGGUGGAGAGCGAUAAGACCGACCAAAAGGAGACACUCAGCCCGGCGCUUUUUGGCAGAGCCGACAUCAAUCUCGAGAGUGUUAACGAAGUUGAAGAAUUCACGGGCCCAGCACAAACACUCCGCCAACUAGCAACCGCCGGGGCGAGGGGCCAGGCGCCGGACGAGGCGCAAAAGGUUUCGAAUGAUCCGGCCCCCACGGUCCGCGGUGGUAGACUUACGGAACGCCUGCAAGCUAGAAGAUCGUUGGGGUUCCCUAAGAGCGACAGCAAGCCAACGGUCGGGUUUACCGGGCUGUCUCGAAGUUCGUCGGUGGAGUCUAGAAGGGCCAAGCGUAGGAGCUUUGUGCAUUCAGACUCAGAUCCGACCGACCGCAUCGAAGGAGAGAUGCAACUUUUUGCUCCGCAGGAAAAUCAGUCGGAAAGGGGCUCUAUGCGAGCGCCGUCCCCCGAGUCCGAGCCGGAGCCUGAGACGGCAGAAAAGACGCCAAAACUAGCCAGGGUUGAUCCUUUGUCACAGCCGACGCCGAGGGUGACGGGUGCCUAUGUUGAAACGCCAGCAAUUGUCAAAACGGAGAAACCCGAAAACCUCGUUCCAGGUGCCGGGGACUGCGAUGCUGUUGGAGUACAGGAGAGCGAUUUAAAAGCCCCGAGCACCGAGAGGGUCGACGGUUCCACAAAACACUCGACUACACCGGGCGAGAAGGAGUAUACCUCCCCACAACGGCAAAGGCGCGCACAAUCAUCCAAAGGUGACGGGGCAUCUAGUAGACCAUCGCCGCUAUCAACUCGACGACGCGCCAGGUCUCUGUCCCGCGGCAGGGCCCCCUUGCAAAAUUCUUCCAAGCCGCCCACGGUCAAGGAUGAUUUGUUAGAGAUACAACGGGCCAACCAAAUUGAGGACUCUACUCUGGAUGACAUUGGCGAUUUGUUAAACAACCCAUCCCAGGUCAACCCUACCCUUUCAACCAGCCCGGCCGUAAAGCCGGAGCCCACCGACAAGGUCAAAAAGUCUAGCAAGCCGAAGGAGCUCGAUGUGUAUGAUCGGAUGAGCCAGACCCUUGAGACCAGUCUGCACAACAUCCAGAGCGCUAAGCAAGGGAUUGAACGCCUCGAGAGCAGGGUUGCACAAGUCGAGCUCAAGGAGCUGGGUCAAGACUCAGUUCACAGCCAGCACAUCAAGGGAAAGUCGUCUCCGUGCCCUGCUUGCCGAGGCUUGAAGCCCGCGGCUGGCGCGGAGGUAACGUACAUUCACCUUCCACUCCCUCGUUUGUGGUACCGCCGACCCAAUUUUCGCUUCACCCUCCUCGGCCUCGGGCUAUUCCUGCUCACCCUGUGGUAUGCUGCGGAAUCGUUGAUGUGUCUGCGCUACUGCAAACCUGAGCAUUGCUACCCUAACACGCCCUGCGAGUGGUCCUCGGAGGACCCGAGUUGGGGUUACGCAAUCCCGGCCAAAUUAGAUCAGUGGGUGGCCGGCGGCCGGGGGAAGGAGCUCGUACACCGUCUGCAGCCCGACGUGUCGGAUUGGCUUGCUGAUAUUCGGGAUGCCAUGACGGGGAUUGACAUUGCCUCGGUCGACACGUCGCGGUACACUUGGGAGCAGAACCGGCAAUAUCGCAGGCGACUGGCUAAAAAGGGGAUGACCAAGCCUUUUGUUGAGCGGCCGGAGGAUAGGGCUCUGUUUAGUGGAUGGAGAUCUGCCAGGAUGGCCGAUGACCGGGCACGAUCGGCCGAGGAGAUGGGUUAUGCUGCUAGCGAGGAUGAGUGGAUUUAA
Dichotomopilus funicola is the source of this 3177-nucleotide messenger RNA. RefSeq lists its product as uncharacterized. The record is from RefSeq and is a predicted model, not a curated record. The coding region runs from base 1 to 3177 and encodes 1058 amino acids. NCBI's taxonomy places the organism in Eukaryota, Fungi, Ascomycota, Sordariomycetes, Sordariales, Chaetomiaceae. The transcript has a single exon.